CAGAGAAACCACCAUCAUCACCAUGGUUGAUGCAGCUCUAAUAAGUGGUUUACUUACAAAUUUGGUACCUCUAAUCAAUGAUGAAUUCUCAUUAUUUUGGAGUUAUAAAAAAGAAGUUCAAAAGUUAUCAAGCACCCUUUCUUCAAUUAGUGCUGUUCUUGAAGAUGCAGAAAGAAAAAGAGUCCGUGAAAAAGACAGACAAACAGAAGAUUGGUUACUCAAACUCAAACACAUAGUAUACGAGGUUCGUGAUAUCAUGGAUGAAUGUACUUUAAAAGAUCUUCGUGUUCAAAUCAAAAGAAGAAAUGCUUCAUCUUCAACCCGGAUCCAGGUAACCCAUUCAAUAACUCAUCCUUUUAUCAAUACUAGGACACGUCUAAAAAUUGGUCAUAAAAUUAAGGAUGUUCAAGAGAAAUUAGACCAGAUUUCUUAUGAACGUCAAAGGUUACAUUUGCGUGAAUCUAUUCAUGACAUGAAAUCAUCUAGUGGCCGUGAAAGUAUGUCUAUUCCUACAUGUAUUCAAGUGUAUGGAAGAGAUGAAGAGAAAACAAAAAUUGUUGAUAUUUUAGUAUCAAAUGAAUCAAGUCUUGUUAAAGAAUUAUCUGUUUUACCCAUUGUUGGAAUUGGUGGUCUUGGGAAGACAACACUUGUUAAAAUGGUUUUCGAUGAUGAUGAGGUUGCUAUGCAUUUUGAUACUAGGAUUUGGGUUUGUGUUUCUGAGAAAUUUGAUGUGAAGUUAGUGAUUAAAGACAUUAUACAAGCAACAAAUGAGACUUCUUUAGAGAAAUUGUCGAAGAAAGUUAGAGAUCAAUUGAAAGGGAAGAGAUAUUUGAUUGUGUUGGAUGAUGUUUGGAAUGAAAACGAAGAGGAGUGGAAUGUUUUGAGAGCUAUAUUAGAUUGUGGUUCGAAUGGUGCAUUUGUCCUUACUACGACACGGAAAAGAAAUGUGGCGAAGUUAAUGGAAACUAUUCAACAUGUUGAGUUAUCGUCGUUGUCUGAUAAUGAUUGUUGGCUGUUAUUUGAAGAGCGUGCGUUUAUGCAUGGAACGCGAAGAACUCCAAACUUUAUUUCUAUUGGGAGAGAAAUAGUUAAAAAGUGUAAGGGUGUUCCUUUAAUUGCUAAGACGUUGGGAAGUCAGUUGGGGUUCAAGAACGAUGAAAAAGAAUGGUGUAGAAUCAGAGAUAAUGAAAUAUCGCAAAAUGAAGAAUUUAUCUUGCCUAUUCUAAGGAAGAGUUACUAUGAUCUUCCUUAUCAUUUGAGAAGAUGUUUUGCUUAUUGUGCUGUAUUUCCCAAGGGUACUAAGAUUGAAAAAGAGAGAUUGAUUCAAAUGUGGAUAGCCCAUGGAUUGAUUCCUAUAAAUGAAAACCAAGAAGCAGAAGAUGUUGGAAAUACAAUUUGGAAUGAGUUGUGUUGGAGAUCCUUUUUUCAAGACGAAACAGAGACAUUUUAUUGGUUUGGAUUUCAUACAACUUGUAGGAUGCACGAUCUUAUGCACGAUCUCGCCCAAUCUAUUAUGAAAGAUGAAUGCUAUACGAUGGAUGGUAAGAGCUCAAGAAGAAUUUUUAGACAAGAAAUUCGUCACUUAACAUUAACAGUUAAGGAAUUUGGCAAAGAAAAAACUGAGUUUCUUAAGGAAAUGAGAGGUUUGCAAUCAAUAAUACUCCAUCCCGCUAAUAUUGGAUUUUUGAAUGUCUCGAAGGAGAUUUUGGGAGUAUUGAAGAAACUUUCAUCUUUACGUGUCUUUGAAGUAUAUUGCGAUGCAGAAACUCUUGAUUUGCGUUAUGUUGGAUGUCUAAAGCAACUUAGAUACUUAAACCUUUCGGGCAGUGAGAUAACAACAUUACCUAAUAGUAUUUGUGAUCUCUCGAACCUUCAAACCCUGAACCUCAAUAAUUGUUUUUAUCUCGAGAGUUUGCCAAGGAAUACAAAAGAUCUUGUUAACCUUCGACAUCUCUAUUUGAAGGAUUGUAUUAGAUUACAAUAUAUGCCUCAAGGGAUGAGGCAAUUAAUACAUCUCAAGACGCUAAGUUUGUUUGUGAUAGGCAAGGAAAAUGAUCACUGCCAACUAGAUGAGUUAAAAGAAUUGAACAUUCGAGGAUAUUUGAGAAUUAAGAACCUUGGAAGGGUUACCAAUGCAUCUAUUGCGAGAGGGAGGACGAGUUUUGCUUCUCAAAAAUCAAGCAUCAAUAUGUUGGAGUUACAAUGGGAAGAUAACGACGAAGAUGAUGAUAAGAAGAAGAAUAGACACGAGGAAACAGGGGAAGCUCUUGAGGUUCCAACUACAAGUCUUAAGAUUCUGAAAAUGCGCGGUUAUACAGGUUUGAAUCUCCCCAAAUGGGUGAGAAAGUCGUCUGAUUAUCUAACACAUCUUGAGUUCUACAAAUUGGAAAAUGUGAAGCACAUAUUCCCCAUCAACAAUAGUGUUAGUAGAAAUGACAAUGGAAUGAUAGUAUUCCCCUUGUUGGAGGAAUUUGCUAUUCAUCACAUGAGAAAUUUGAGGGAAUUGGUUGCUCCUCCUUAUAGUACUCGAGCAUUCCCUCGACUUUCCAUGCUCGAGAUAUCUUAUUGCCCAAACUUGCGAAACUUGCCACAACAUCUCAAAGAUCUAACCGUUGUUGGUGAAUGUUCCAAUGAUUUGUUAUAUAACAUCUCAAAUCUUAGUGGUCUCACUGAUCUUCAUCUUUCUAAUUUAGAAGCAAGAAAUAUUUUGUUUCAAGAGACAAUGUUGUUUGGGAACAUUAAUGAAACACAAGGAGGACGAUCAAGUUUCCAAUCUCUUCGACAUAUGAAGAUUGAAUACUGCUCGAAGUUAAGUUGUUUGUUUGAUGAUGGAAUGAUGAUGUCUCUCCCGUUGCUACAAACUUUGUCUAUUUCUGAUUGUCAAAACUUAACAUCCCUAUCACGAAAGAAGAUAAUAAGUGGUGUCACGAACCUCGCCUCUCUCACGACUUUGCAUAUUGAGCGUUGUCCAGCGAUGAAGAUGUUAUUGACUGAAUUUGGAAACCUCAAUUCAUUACAAUAUUUGUACAUCGCGAGUUGUCCUAAGUUGGUAUCCUCGGAAGAAGCAAUCGAUGUUGUCGCACUCUUAACUUCACUUAAAGUAAGACUUGGCCGUCACAACUUUCAUGUAGAAUUCCUAUUCGAUGAAGACUUGGCCUAGAAGAAAAGUUGCAUAGAAGCAAAGCAGAGAUGGCUCUAGGGAUGAAGAAUUAAUUUGAGCUCUGAAGCUGCUGACAUGCAUCAUCAUGGGUGGAGCAGGUGUUGUCAAAUUAUAAACACCAUUAAAGAUCUUAUUAUUUUGAUCUGAUAUACACAUCUUCCUUAAUCCAAUGGAUAAUUGAAUGGUAAAUUUGAGUAUUUCAAUAAUAUGAAAAUAUUUAAGGUCAUUGUUGAUAAAUCUGUUUCAUAUUCAAUGUUCCAAUUUACAAUUUGAAAGUUGAAAUCAUUGAGUUCGUUUUU
Molecule: messenger RNA, 3459 nt
Organism: Impatiens glandulifera
Lineage: Eukaryota; Viridiplantae; Streptophyta; Magnoliopsida; Ericales; Balsaminaceae
Product: putative disease resistance protein RGA1
Exons: 3
Coding region: 23-3160 (1045 amino acids)
Biological process (GO): defense response to other organism
Molecular function (GO): ADP binding
Source: RefSeq, a predicted model, not a curated record